This is a messenger RNA of Chara braunii, 1004 nucleotides long. The record is from the annotation of a GenBank genome assembly. Lineage: Eukaryota; Viridiplantae; Streptophyta; Charophyceae; Charales; Characeae.
GUAGAGGAGGAGGAGGAAGAGUGAAGGAGGAAGAGGAGAGGAGGAGUAGGGUGGAUCCUAGCAGUAGCAGGAAUACCUACCGAUUCCUGAAUAGGAAAGUUGAGGAUCAUCGAGCUUGACGUGAUGAUAACGUGUAGGAUGAGGUUGGUGAGGUGGGCGAUAAUGAUGGUGGCAAGUAGGCCCUGCCGCAAUUGCAUCCUUCCCCUCCCCCUCUGUCGCCUACCUGGUGCUGUCGAGGGGUCGAUUUCAACACUGUGUGGGGGGUCUCUGAUUUCCCGGCGACGGUUUAACAAUGGCUCUCAUAGGGGGCAUGAUGGGUUUUACCCUUCGAACUGGACUGAGCGGAAGGAACAAGCGACCUCUGCUCGGUGCUUUGCUGCCAUGGCAGAGCAAUUCACAGCGCCAGCUGCAGGUCAAUCAAUGACGAGGGCUAACCAGUCGACAGUACCACCUGCAGGCCAAGCGACGGUGGUAAACGGGCUUACUUCUGCAGCGUCUUCUGCAGCAGAAGAUGCUUUGGUGUCUGAGCCUCGUCAUGACUGGACAAGAGAAGAGAUCCGGGCCAUCUAUGAAUCUCCUCUUAUGGACCUCAUUUUCAAUGCAGCCCAGGUUCAUCGAAGAGCACAUCGAUUCCGGGAAGUCCAGCAGUGCACACUGCUUUCAAUAAAGACAGGAGGAUGUUCGGAAGAUUGUUCUUAUUGUCCACAAUCAAGUCGAUAUGCCACAAGUGUAAAAGCAGAACGAAUGCUGGAAGAAGACAUUGUCUUGGAGGCAGCACGGAAGGCAAAGGAGGGUGGCAGCACCCGCUUCUGCAUGGGUGCAGCGUGGCGUGACAAUGUAGGGAGGAAAACAAGUUUCAACAAAAUUCUGGGCUACGUAAAGGAGAUAAGGUGAAGGAAUGUUUUCUCCCUAGAAUCCCAGAUUACUAUUACUAAUUUACUAUUAUAGUAUUCUUAUGUUAUGUUAUUAUUACUUUUUUAACUUAUUAAUAGUUAUUAGAAAUU